AUGGGCCAAACCCCCUCUCUUCCCCAACCCAACACUCCCCUCCUUGUAAUCGGCGCCGGCCUCCCCCGAACAGGCACAUCCUCCCUCUCCCUCGCACUCAGCACCCUGCUUCACGGCCCCGUUUACCACGGCGGCACGCAAGCCACGCUCGGCCCAGAAAUCGAGAUCCGAUCUUGGAUAACGCUUCUGUCAGCCUGGCCCUCCAACCGCACCCUCACCACACGCAUCCUGAAGGAAAGACUAACAGGCUACGCCGCUGUGACCGAUUCCCCCUGUAAUGGGUUGGUCGAAGAGUUGGUAGACUUGUAUCCUGAUGCGGUAGUUAUAUGUACGAUUCGCGACCCAGAUGCGUGGGUGGAGAGUAUGGCGACGGUGGCGAAUGCAGCGACGUUAUCUUUCUUGAGGGUUGUGCUGUUUUGGGUGCCGACGAUGAGGUGGUUCCCGCAGUAUAUUGUGCAGUUGAGGAGGCAGUGGGUCACGCUGUAUGGGCGGCCGGAACCGGCAACGAGAUGGCAUUGGGAUAGGCACGUGGAGUAUUUGAAAAGAGUGGUUCCGGAGGAGAGGUUGGUGUGGUAUGAUGUGAGGGAGGGGUGGGGCCCGUUGUGUAAGGCGUUGGGGAAGGAGGUGCCGGAGCAGGAGUUUCCGAGGGUUAAUGAUGGGAAGGCGAUUGAAGAGUUGGCGAGGCGGAUGAUCUUGAGAGGAUUGGGGCGGUGGGCGCUUGUGCUGAUGAGUGUCGGAGUGGGAGUGGCGGGAUGGUGGAUGGCCAGGUCAUGA
This is a messenger RNA of Parastagonospora nodorum SN15, 774 nucleotides long. RefSeq lists its product as hypothetical. The transcript has a single exon. The coding region runs from base 1 to 774 and encodes 257 amino acids. The record is from RefSeq and is a predicted model, not a curated record. NCBI's taxonomy places the organism in Eukaryota, Fungi, Ascomycota, Dothideomycetes, Pleosporales, Phaeosphaeriaceae.